AGAUAAAUACAAACAAAUCAUGAGCUCUAUCAAAUCGCCGAAUUGGAUGCUGAUGCCAGAUGAAUCCAUCAUAGAUGUGUCGAAACUAAAGGGCUACGAAUGGAUUAAUUUGCGCAAACAAAUUGAAGAUCUUUCCCUGGAGCCAUGCUACCGCCGUUACAUGGAGCGCCUGGCCGUGGUCAAUGUAUCGCUCUUCGUGUUCCUCUCAGAGCUAUUGGCAUUCUUGCACGUGUUUUUGCAAAUAAUUUACAAGGGAAUUACGCUCCGGACAACGGUUCCAUUCAUAGUUAUUAUGGUGCUGAUACCGCUCAUACUUUUGAUAUGUUUCAGGGACAAGAAGAAAUAUGCUCGAUUUUCGCUUUGGAACAUCUUGGCCAGCUGCGCAGCUACCCUGAUGAUAGUAUUGAUGGACACCUUCUUUAUGGCGCUGAGUGCCGGCCCUGAUGUGCAUUUAAGGAGCUCCUACGAUCACAUCGUCACCAUAUCAAUAUAUUCUCUAAUGCCAAUAUCCGUCUAUGGCAAGCCCUCGUUUCUUGGCUUUGCUUCUACCGUGAUCUAUUUCUUAUAUUAUGUUUACUCAAGCCUGUCGAUUAAGGAACCGAUCAGCAUCAGCACCCAUGGAUCCUAUGCCAUCCAUCUGGUUUCGCUAAAUAUUUUCAUGGAGGGUUUUCGCAUUUUCAUCGAAUACAACUUGAGGAUGAUGAUAUUGAAUCGUCGCAAGUUGCUGUAUCAGAACUUUAAGCUAAGGUCAGCCGUGCUAAUGGAAAAUGACACCAUGGAACAGCUACUCUCAUCCAAUAUCCGAACAACGCUGAAAGCGGAAAUGUAUAAGCGCAUCGACGAGCAGCGGCAGGGCAUGCGUUAUUUCGUCUCAACUCUUCUCUUCAUAGAGCUGUAUUCAAAUAUUUCUAUUCUGAUCGCCAAUAUAAUAAACUAUCAGCUGAUAACACAGCUGGAUGUCUCCGAGAUCCUGGAAAUUCUGAACGGUAUUUGUGUACGCUUGGAUGAGUCGGCAGCUAAGCAUAAUGUCUUGCCGAUCCAAUUCCUGGGCAAUUUCCUUAGCUGUAUCUCCGGAAUAAUGCCGAAGUCAACCAGGCAUACGAAUGAGUGCGUAGAUCUUGCUCUAGACCUGAUCAACAUAAUAGAUGAGAUAGGUCAAGAGAAGGAACUCGAGCUUGCAAUCCGCGUGGCCGUUCACGAUGGCGAGGCCUUCACCGCCAUUGUCGGCCGCCAGAAGUGCUGCUUCGAUAUCUGGUCACAGGAUGUGGCCAUUGCCCAUUGCAUGGCAUCGCUGGGCCGCAAGAAUAUGGUGCACGUAUCCCAGAAAGCGCUCCGUUUGCUGCAUAGUGAAUAUAACUAUGAGAAUGGCCCGGAAGAGGCCCAAAAACAUUCGCUCCUGCAGAAGGCCAAUAUUACCACCUACUUGAUCGGGCCCCAGCCCCGGGUCAUAAAAAGUACCAAUUUUUUUAUGCACCUUCACAAAGAUUCUGAGUCGAGUUCAGAUAGCUUACCCCAGUCUACUAUGCAACGCAGCUCGUUCAUUACGGUAUCACGAGCAUCAACCGCAUUUGAUUGGAAAGACCUUGAUGAAGUGCGCCAGAAAACUGCUAGUUGCCUGCUCGAAAAGGUCGAGUAUAUGCCCGUCGACAGCAUCAACUUGGCGAGAAUAUUCGAUUUCUCAGAUCGCAUUGAACGUGGCAACGAGGAUUAUAUUAUCAAUUCUUAUAUCACGCCAUUCUGGAGAAUCUAUCGCAAUCCCGAAGUUGAAAGCGGCUACGGAAAUCAGCCAGAUGUGUUUUUCAAAUAUGCCAUCUUAUUAAUGGUAUUCGUUGCCACAGUCUUCUGUAUAAUGGCCCUGUUGCCACCAUUCAGCUCUGUAAUUUCAUACAAAAUGCUUAGCAUGUACUCGAUAUUGAUUAUAAUAUGUCUGCUUGGCUUCUAUAACAAAAUUACAAGACGCAUUUCCAAGCAUAAUACAGCGUCUCCAGCGAAAUUUUUUCUACAUCGCUGGCUCUGUACACUCUGUCGAUGGCUGGAAGAGAAACGAAUGCUGCGCUCUAUAGUCUAUAUAUUGUGUGUGUGGAUGGUCUAUUUUCUGGGCACUCAAGAGGCGAUUAAGCUUCGAAGGGACGAGCUGAAGCUUAUAGCAGAUAAAACCCUGUUGAGUCCGAGCAUCGUUGAGCCCUGGGAAGCUUCAGAGCACAUGAUUCUAGUAAUCAUGCUCUUCACCUUUCUGUCCGUACCGCUGAUCUUCAAAGCGGCGCUGAUCGUUCUGCUCUGCAUGGUGCACAUCCUUACCUUGUAUGUGUUCUACAACAUAAAGCACAGCAAACAGAAAACGAAUAUGGGGCUGCCGGCCGAAGUGGCAAGCGUUUGGCAUUUGCUAUCGGCCUGCAUCUAUUACAUGAUCUUGGAUCAUCACAUAAUCUACCUAACACGCGUGAGCUAUUACUUUCUGCGUAACGCUGAGAAGAAACUGGAGCAAAUAGAGAAAAGCAAGAGCAAUGCAGAGCAUAUCCUGGCUAACAUGUUGCCCACCUACCUAGUGCCCAUAUUUAUGAAACACCCCUCUAAUGAUCCGCCCUAUCACAAGUACGUUGCGAAAGUCGCCGUGUUGUUCGCUUCCAUUGUCAACUUCCCAUUGGAUACGACUAGUCUGCGGGUGCUUAACGAAUACAUUUGCUAUUUCGAUGAUCUAAUCGAGGAGUAUGCGACAGGCUUUAAGGUGGAGAAGAUCAAGGUCAUGAACUGGACCUAUGUGGCUGCUUGUGGCCUAGAAGCAGGCGACAAUCUAUCUCAGUCAAGCAGGACUUCCAUAAGGAAACCAGGCAGAGGCCAUUUAUCAAGAGUGUCGACUGUAUCGAUAGGUGAACAUAUUCAGCUGCCGGAAUUGCAAAACUAUAAUCCACGAUUCCAUCAUCCGUCUCUUGAGUACAGUGAUUAUUGCGUUCUGUAUUUGGUUCACUUUGCUGUCGAUAUGCUGCGCAUUAUGCAGGAUAUAUCGAUGCAAAAUCUAACUAUGAAGUUCCCCAACGCCAUGCCCGGACAACUGAAGAUUGGCAUUUCGCAUGGACCAGCGCAGUCAGGUGUUGUGGGCCAAUCCCGCUUCUAUUUUGACAUCUGGGGCCAAACCGUCAACUGGGCCUCGAUUAUGGCAGAGAAGGGCGUUACUGGCCACAUACAUGUCACUGAAAACACGGCGCGAACAUUGAGCCUAUUCGAUAUCAAAUGCUAUUAUCGCGGCCUCGAGGAUAACCCAAUCGAGGGCAGAAGUUCCACAUACCUCGUCGACCUGAACGACGAGCUCAACUUCCAACAGGUCGAUGAGGCGUCUUGGCUUCAGUUCCCUAACGACGACAGAUCGGCUAAAUCCAAAAGCCGAAAGACUGUCAAGUAUGAUAGGCGGGACGAACCCAGUAGUGAUGGAAAAUAUAAAAGUCAAUAGCUGACUAAAC
This is a messenger RNA of Drosophila navojoa, 3455 nucleotides long. Its product is annotated as adenylyl cyclase X E. Gene Ontology annotation, biological process: cyclic nucleotide biosynthetic process; intracellular signal transduction; adenylate cyclase-activating G protein-coupled receptor signaling pathway. Gene Ontology annotation, molecular function: adenylate cyclase activity. NCBI's taxonomy places the organism in Eukaryota, Metazoa, Arthropoda, Insecta, Diptera, Drosophilidae. Gene Ontology annotation, cellular component: plasma membrane. The record is from RefSeq and is a predicted model, not a curated record.